AAAAAUGGCGAAAGUUAAAACCGCAUAUUUUAUUAGAAAUGGUAAACUCUGUGCUCCCCUCAGUGGAAGAAAUUCGAUGGGUUUUUUCAAACCGUUACUCAUUUGUCAGAUGCAAAAUUUUAUUGGUAAUUUCGGAUCCAUAAACUCUGCAAAAAUUUUAUCGUAUUUUCCGGAGAGGUACGGUUUGCCUGCAUGAAUGAUGGUGGAGUGAGUUACUAUUGGCGCCCGCGAUUUGCCAAUCACAAAGAUGGCGGUGGACAUUCGGUUAGCAACGGCGCGAAAGCCCGUUUCUCUAUCAACUGAAAUUACUAAACAUCUGGUAUCACCGGGAGAUACGAUCACAACAGAUACCGGUUUUAUGAGAGGCCAUGGUACAUACAUGGAAGAUGAAAAGCUCAUUGCAUCUGUUGCUGGGGUUGUGGAACGAGUGAACAAGCUGAUAUGUGUCAAGCCACUUCAAACAAGAUAUAAUGGCGAAGUUGGUGAUGUUGUGGUGGGCAGGAUCACUGAGGUUCAGCAGAAACGAUGGAAAGUGGAAACUAACUCCAGACUAGACUCGGUGCUCCUCCUCUCUUCUGUUAAUCUUCCUGGAGGAGAAUUGAGAAGAAGGUCUGCCGAGGAUGAGCUGAUGAUGAGGGACUACCUGCAAGAGGGAGACCUGAUUAGUGCAGAGGUACAAGCUGUCUUUGCAGAUGGUGCCUUGUCCUUGCAUACCAGGAGCCUGAAGUAUGGAAAGCUAGGACAAGGUACCCUGGUCCAAGUUUCUCCUUCCCUUAUAAAACGUCGUAAAACUCAUUUUCACAAUUUGCCUUGUGGCGCAGCUAUCAUCCUGGGAAAUAAUGGCUUCAUUUGGAUUUAUCCGAUCACUGAACAGAAGGAGGAUGAAGCCGGAGGAUUUGUGACUAAUCUUGAGCCAGUUUCUUUAUCGGACAGAGAAGUGAUCUCACGACUCCACAAUUGCAUCUUAGUCCUGAGUAGUCAUAAGAUGAUGCUUUACGACACCAGCGUUCUCUAUUGUUAUGAGGCAUCAUUGCAUCACCAGAUUAAGGAUAUUCUGAAGCCAGAAAUAAUGGAAGAAAUAGUGAUGGAGACAAGGCAACGGUUAAUAAAUCAGGAGGGCUAAUAUCAUGCACUAAUUUGAUUUUUCUUAUUUUUGUAAAAUACUGUAAUAUAUUGUAUUUGUUGCUGGAUCAUAUUAAAACAAUUUAUCUUUAUGUACUAAUAACUAACAUUCAUUCAGUAUCUUUAAUAUAGUAAAAUUCCAGUUUAACAACACCUUGUACAGAGUUUCACAUUGACCCUUUUAAUGAGUUACAGUGGCAAGAAAAGGUUUGUGAACUGUUUGCAAUUACCUCAUUUUCUGCAUUAAUGCGUGGUCUAAUCUUCAUCUAAGUCACAAAAAUAAACAAACACAAUCUGCCUAAACUAAUAACACACAAACAAUUGUACUUUUCAUGUCUUAAUUGAACACAUAAUCAUUCAUGGGCCAGGCUGGAGAACAUAUGUGAACCCUUGUAUUUCAUAACUGGUAGAACCACCUUUAGCAGCAAUAACCUCCACCAAACGUUUUCUGUACCUGCUGAUCAGACUUACACAAUGGCAAGAAGGAAUUUUAGAACAUUCCUCCAAACAAAACUGGUUCAGUUCAUCAAUAUUUCUGGGAUACCUUGCACGAACAGCCCUUUUCAGGUCAUGCCACAGUAUCUCAUUUGGGUUUAAGGUCUGGUUUCUGACUUGGCCAUUACAAAGCACAAAUUUUCUUUU
Hypanus sabinus (Atlantic stingray) is the source of this 1764-nucleotide messenger RNA. It is a transcript of the gene exosc2, whose product is annotated as exosome component 2. Gene Ontology annotation, molecular function: RNA binding. Lineage: Eukaryota; Metazoa; Chordata; Chondrichthyes; Myliobatiformes; Dasyatidae. Gene Ontology annotation, cellular component: cytoplasmic exosome (RNase complex); nuclear exosome (RNase complex). The coding region runs from base 248 to 1123 and encodes 291 amino acids. Gene Ontology annotation, biological process: nuclear polyadenylation-dependent rRNA catabolic process; CUT catabolic process; exonucleolytic trimming to generate mature 3'-end of 5.8S rRNA from tricistronic rRNA transcript (SSU-rRNA, 5.8S rRNA, LSU-rRNA). The transcript has 10 exons. The record is from RefSeq and is a predicted model, not a curated record.